Prunus avium (sweet cherry) is the source of this 465-nucleotide messenger RNA. Lineage: Eukaryota; Viridiplantae; Streptophyta; Magnoliopsida; Rosales; Rosaceae. The record is from RefSeq and is a predicted model, not a curated record.
AUGACACUAUGGCCGGUUACAGGUGAGGGUUUCCUCACUUGUGGUGUGAUCUAUAUAAGCCAUACUUAUACCAUUCACUCUUUAGGGUUUGAGCCUCUUAAGAAAUUAGGUGUGGUGUUAAGAGAUGAAAGAUCCACUCUCUACCAUGAGCCAAAAUCGACCACCAAGAAGAGAGAAUCUAUCAAGCAAGCACAAGGAAUAAGGUCUUUCAUUAAAGGUGAUAACUUGGAUGCCAUCCAAUCGAUCUUUAAGCCUAAAAUCCAGGGAUUUGAAAAUUUAAGUACAUGUUUCCUUCAAAGGAAAAGACAAGCGAGGAGAAUAAUGGAGGCCAUAGAAGUUGGGAUGGUGAAGAGGCCUAGAGCCAAAAGGGAAGAGAUUGAGAAAAUUAGGAAAUUGAAUUGGGCUUUGGAAGAGAAGGUCAAAUCGCUGUGUAUAAAGAAUCAUGUUUUGCUCACUCCAAGGUGA